Prosopis cineraria is the source of this 1672-nucleotide messenger RNA. RefSeq names its product GATA transcription factor 24-like. Gene Ontology annotation, molecular function: sequence-specific DNA binding; zinc ion binding; protein binding. The coding region runs from base 312 to 1412 and encodes 366 amino acids. Gene Ontology annotation, biological process: regulation of DNA-templated transcription. The record is from RefSeq and is a predicted model, not a curated record. Lineage: Eukaryota; Viridiplantae; Streptophyta; Magnoliopsida; Fabales; Fabaceae. The transcript has 11 exons.
UAUUUAGCGCUGCGUCAGCCAACAAGGGGCUUCCCAGGAAAGUGAAAUCCUAAAAUCCAAAGCUUUCAAUAUUUUUCCGUUCUGUCGUCACAGAUUGUGUUCCUAUAAUUUGUUUCACUGUAUACACUAUGUAGCAUCCCUUCACUCACACUCUUCCUAGGGUUAGCAAGUUUCACAGGGGGAAAAGCUUUUAUUUCUAGUGAAUUUCUGGUGAUUCUGCUCUAGUCUCUGUAUUCUUGUUCGGAAAAGAAGAAAAACUUGAACAUAUUUCCCACCGAGGGUGUAUCAUAUAGGUGAUUGUUUCUUGGAACAUGGGUACUAUGAAUCCACAGCCACUGCAAUUACGGCCUUUCGAGGACGGAGAACUACAGCUGGUGCAGGUUCCCAUGCAGGUGGAUGGUGUCGAAGAUGGGUUAAAUGCUCAAUGUGUUAAUGGACGUCGUGACGAGGUCAGUGAUGUGGUGGAAGAAACUCGAGUGAGUUCUGGCUUACCGGGGACAAAUGGUUGUGCUUUCAAGUCUCGAACCAGUGAACUUACCAUUUCGUUUGAAGGCGAGGUCUAUGUUUUCCCAGCGGUUACGCCAGAAAAGGUACAGGCUGUAUUGUUAUUGUUGGGAGGGUGUGAGAUACCCAGCCCCUGUAGUGUCCCCAGCACCGAGCUUUUGCUACAACAGAACUAUCAGAACAUGAGGGGAAUUAAUGAUACUUCUCGGGGUUCAAAGCUUUCACGGAGGUUUGCAUCCCUUGUUAGGUUUCGUGAAAAGCGAAAAGAGAGAUGUUUUGAGAAAAAAAUUCGGUACAGCUGCCGUAAAGAAGUUGCACAGAGGAUGCAUCGCAAGAAUGGACAGUUUGCAUCAUCAAAGGAAUGUGACAGUUCUGCUGCUGAAAACUGGGACUCUAGCAACGGUGCUGCUUGUUCAGAAUCUAAUGAACGUAAAUGCCAGCAUUGUGGAAUUAGUGAAAAGUCUACUCCAGCAAUGCGGCGAGGACCAGCUGGUCCAAGAUCUCUCUGCAAUGCUUGUGGGCUUAUGUGGGCAAAUAAGGGGACUCUAAGAGAUCUCAGCAAAGCAGGAAAGGUCACUUCUUUGGAUCAAAAUGAACUGGUAUACAUUCUUGCAAACCGAGAAAAUUCCUGUCCUGCGCGGAAUGAUGAAGGAAGCCCCAAGGAGACUAAGCCUGAUCUGUUGGAAUCCAGACAAUCACCCAAGAUGUCGAAUGAGCAGUAUACACUUGAAACUGCUGAAGCAGUUACUGACAACUUAUCCAUCCAAGUGGAGAACCUUGCUGUUAAUCUGCAUGAGGAGGAUACUCUUGAAGAUCUCGCCGAUGCAUCUGGAACAGAAUUUGAGAUUCCUACAGGUUUUGAUGAGCAGAUUGACAUUGAUGAUUCCAACUUGACCUACUGGUUAUGAGGCAGAGAUAUUGCCAUGCCAUGCAACACCAAACGAAGGUCUAACAGGGUUUUUCUCGAUGAUGACAAGCGCGCGGUGCCGUUUCAAGCUAACUUUGCACUUCCAGGGAUGUUUUCUGUUUUAUAUGACAAUUUCUGGAAGAACAAUGGAAUAUAUUGUAUACAUGCUGUUUUCUUACAUAUGAGAGUUUCUGUAUAUCCUCCCAUCUGUAUUGGAUUUAAUUAUUAUAAUAAUGUGAAUAUUAUAGUUUUUGCCCCUAA